AUGGGGGGAGCUGCUCCGGGCAUGGCGGCGGCGGCAGAGGAGAAAGAGAGCGGAGAUAGAGACUCGGAGCUCCGUCGUCUCAUAGUGCCCGAUCUGUGCGAUCUACCCCCCGCCGCCCCUUCUGCCGUCGAGGCCAACUUCGUCACCUACUUCGCCGUAGGUGACGCUUCCAAACCCUAAUCAAUCGAGAAUCGGAAAGGGCGAUUUUUCUUACGUAUCAUUGACUUCCGGGUCUUCUCGUUCUCCCUCCUCUCGCCGAUAAGACUUCCUGAAGCCCGGGCACGACCAGUACAUCCAUCGCCACGCCAAUGGGUAACCGAGGAUUCUGGGUUUUUUAGUACGCGGUGGAACUUCUCCGUUCCGAUCUGAUCGCAACCUGUUCGCCAUUCAGAUUAUGCGUGGUCGGCCUGGCUGCGAGCCAUGUUGCUCUGAAGGAAGAGGGUGGAGUGACUGGAGUGGAUUUCAACGUCGGGAGAUCCGACAGGAGCGAGAUGAAGGUCUCGGGGAAGCGCAAGAGGGUAUUAUUGGCUACGGUUUGAUGCUUUUAAUCCUCCGGUGAGUUCAAGACUCUGAGUUGUUACUAACUAUGCCUUUUUUUUUUGUUUUUGUUUUUGUUUUUUUUUUUUUUUUUUUGCUGAAGAACGCGCUACAUUUUGAACCAAAUUCUGCUAUAUGCAAAGUCAACACCAGCAGCAAUUCCUACGUAGUGAGGUGCGGCUCGUUUCCUCCCUAAUGCGUUUCAUUUCUACCGGGAGAUUAGGACUGAUUAUGUUGACCAAGUCAUGGGUUCGUGGUGUUUACUUUCUGUAGGUGCUGCGUGAAAGGAUCACUCUUAGAGGUCAACGAAAGGCUCAUCAAACAGCCUGGGCUGCUUAAUUCCUCUGUAAGUAAAGUAGGCUUUAAGUUCUGAGGGCUUCACAGAUUGUUCCCUGAUUUAGUUAAUGAUCUGUUUUACUGUUUUCUGAUCGUUUUCCUAUAGAAGCUUGUUUUGGAUAUAAAUCGUCUGAUAACUGUGAUUUCUUAUGCUUUUCUUGGACCGGUUGGUGUUUAGUUUUAGAAAUCUGUUUUUUUCCCAAAAUACAGCUUCAUAGGAGAGCUUGUUUUGGACAGAAAUCUUCUAAUGACUUUACAAAGCUUUAGGAUGGAGUUGAAAGCUGAGUUUAUAGGGAGGGAGGGGGGAGAGAGAGAGAGAGAGAGAGAGAGAGAGAGAGAGAGAGAGAGAGAGAGAGAGAGAGAGAUUGCGAAUUUGAUCCACAAAAGCUCAGAAAUCAUGCUAGAUAACAAUUUGGAAGAGACCCUGCAACAGAGGUCGAUGGUUCUUGGUUCUCUCCCCCAGCUCGUCCCCACUUUAAAUCCCAAACCCUAAACCAGUUUGACCAGGGAAAGAACGAAGCUUUCUCUGGGCCUUCAGGGUUUCUGAUCCGCCGAACCCCAAAUCCACUCACAGAAUUAGGGUUGGCUUUUAGCUUUAUCAUGGCAACAAGCAUCACUCAAGAUCAGAAUCCGCCUCGCUCGGAGCAUAUGGGGCUGGAAAGAAAGUUUUGUUGUUGUGUCUGCUCAGGAACCAGUUAUGAAAUAAUUUUCCGCGUGAGCUUAUAAAAUUCAUCAGAAGAUUCAUAUUCAUGGGUCUAUAUCUCCUGAAUUGAUCUGGAUUUAGGCUCAAACCCACGCACUAUGUGGCAAAAUCUAGGCUGGAUUGCUCAUCUCCCCACCUGGUGUUGGGAAUUUCUCAGCCGGGCCAAGAGUUUCCCUCUAUCACUGGCCACAUUCUCCGCCUGAUAUUCCCCUAUUAUUCAUUUCCUGCAUCACUCAGGCCGACCGUGAAGGGUUCAUCGCCAUCAUCAUGCCGAAGCCUGCAGACUGGCCCCGUUUGAUGGCUUCCUUCCUGAGCAGAGAAGACUACAGGAGCUGCAGAGGGCUCCCCUGA
Messenger RNA from Spirodela intermedia, 1927 nucleotides. The record is from the annotation of a GenBank genome assembly. Lineage: Eukaryota; Viridiplantae; Streptophyta; Magnoliopsida; Alismatales; Araceae.